AUGCCCUCGCUGCGCGCUGCGAGUGCCUCGUCGGCCGGCGCACCGCGCGUCUCGUCCUCUUCCGAGGCCACCGCCUCGUCGGGCUCCACCUCAUCGCGCAGUCGCUGGGGCGCUCUCGGCGGCGCUCGCAGCAGCAGUGCCGCGCGCCCGGGCACCGCCAGCACCGUCGCGUCCUACUCCAGCGCCACGGGCGCCAGUGUCGACAGCGACGCCUCGGGCCUCACGGCCAAGCGCCUGCAGCAUCUCGAGCCCAACGUGCCUGCUGCUUCCGGCCGCAGACGCGCAGGCAGCGGCAGCGGCGGCAGCAGCAGCCAGCACAGCUCGGGCGGCGGCGGCAGCAGUGGGGCCGCUCGCAUCGGCAAGCCGUUCGAGACGCUCCUCGCCAGCGACGAGACGUGGGUGCUCUCCGAAACAGCCCACGUGGCGCGCGACGAGCAGGAUCUGCGCCGCGAGCUCGAGGCGCGCGGCGGCAAGAGUCUGGCCGACGAGGCGGUGCGGCCGGCAUCGCGAGGCAGCCGAGACUCGGGCGCCAGCACGCCGGCCAGACGCAUCGUCGCCGCCAUGCCCGUGCCGAGCCGGUCGCGCUGGGAGGAGCGCGAAGAGCUCGACGAUGCCUCGCCGCCCGCCUCGCCGCGCUUCUCCACCGCCUCGUCGUCUGUCGCAGGCGCCUACCGCCGAGCGGCGGCGGCAGCGGCUGCAGUGGCUGCCAGUGAGCCUGUGCCGAGGCUGAGCACCGACUCGACCGCCUCGUCCACCACAGACGCCACACCCACGCUGCAGUCGACGCCGCGCAUGAAGCAGGGCUCGUCCAGCUCGGGCGCCACGCUCAGCACGCCGGCGCCGCCUCGUCCGCCACGCGCCGUCGAGCGCAGCCCGAGCGCGAGCACGCGCAACAGCGUCGCCAGCGGCCGGCGCUACGCCACGCCUCCAGAAGGAGGUGCCAGUCCCGCAAGCUCGCAGUCUGAUCUGCCGAUCCACCCGCUCGGCGGCUCGCCGCGUACCUCCUCCUCACUGCGACGACAGCAGCAGCAGCAACAGCAGCAGCAGCAGCAGCAGCAGCAGCAGCAGCAGCAGCCAGCGACGCAGCCCCCGCCGUCUCCGACCACGCAGCGGCUUGCGCAAGCAGCGCGCAACCGCACGCAGACUGCCCGGCCGCCAGCGCCUCCACCGAAAGAGGAGGCUGUCACUGUGGGCAUAACGCAGUCUGCGAUCGAGCCGAGAGCCGCCUCGCCCGCGGUGCCUUUCCCGCGCUCGAGCAGCAAGAGCAGCGAUGCACAGCUCGAGAGCAAAACCUUUGCCGUGUCUCCAGCAAACGGCAGCGUCAGUCUGGCGCAGGAGGUGGCCAUGAACAGUCCCGACCCGAGCACCGACCGGUCAGCCAGCGGCACCUUCUUCAGCCAGCGCAUGAAGAAGACGAGCGGCUUUCUGCGCAAGCUCCGAGGCGGCGACGCGAGCAGCGGCAGCAGCAAGGACAGCAAGACGAGCAAGCUGGCGCCGCCCGCUGGUCAGAUACGCCGGCAAGCGAGUCAUAGCAGCUUCGUAUCGGAUGGCGGCCUGAGCGUGGCAGCGAGCACGCACAGUGUACCCGGCUCCAGCUCGCCAGCCAUGACGUCUGACCAGUUCAACCCGCGCGGCGCCGUCGAGGAGCCGGUGCCCGUCAUUCCGUCGCAGUGGGCCAAUCAGAAAGGGCCUAAGAGUCCGGCACGGCGGAAGGCAAAGGAGCAGGCGGUGGGCCUUGGUCUGCCGCCCAUGCCGGCGCCGAAGGACCCCGUGCGUGCCGGCUCGACACCUGUCGUGGGCACUGGACGGGCGACGCAAGACGGGCCACAGCGUUCUGCCACGUAUGGGCUUGCAGGCGCGGAAGACGCUGCGCCGGUCGCUCGCACGCCGGCGCAGACGCACGUGCGCAAGGCCGACUCAGCCGCCGGCGGCUCAAACUCCAGCGGCAGCGAGCUGCGGCAUACGAUUCGCGCGUGGGAGACGGAAAUGGACGAGACGCUUGGGCAAAGCGCUCAGGACCUCGAUGCCAAGACGCACAUCGCUGCGCCGCCGCCAUCGUGGACCCCCAGUCCGCGCCUGCCGAGUAUCGAAGGCUUGGGCCCGCAACGAGGCCGACAGCGCAGCUUCAUGGAGGAUGAGGAGGAAAGAAUGCGCUCCAGCGAGUCGUACGACACGCAAGACGCUGCAUCGCAGGACCCGACUACGCCGCGCAUGGACGGCAGUAUGCAGAUGCAGCAGCGCAUCGGCCUCGGCACGCAGCGUUCGUGGUCAGGCACCAUGCGCUCGCAGCCGGAGUCCUACACGCGCACUGCCCGCGAGCAGUCUCGCUCCGAUCUCCCCAUCGGCGGCAGCUCUCUGUCCGAGCCGCGCCCCAACUCCCUGCCGGGCAUGGCCGACGUCUCCCUCGACGCACUCGGCACCAGCGCAUACGAGCUCAGUCGCGACUCGAUGGCCUCGGCCGGUCACAACAGCGUAGGCCACCUCUCGCGCGCCGAGAGUGCUUCGGCCCGCAGUGACCGCACCUUUGAGACGGCCGUGGAUCCUGGCUCCAUGUUCUUGCGCCGCGCAGAGUCGCGUGCGUCAAGUGCCGCACUCACUGCGGCCACUGCGUCUGCGUCCACUUCGAUGCGCACCAUGCCAGAGCUGGCGCCAAUCACCGUGCGCAGGCCAUCGGCCGCCUCGGUGCUGGGCGUUGCGGACCAGGAGGAGGAGCUGGACGACUCGAUGGACCCCGAAAUGUCCAUUCGCCUCGUGCCCCGCCGCCCAAGCCUCGAGGAGCCGCCAACUCCGACCGACGCCGUGCCGUCUGGACCUGUGUCUCGCGUGUCUGGCCACGCGCGCGACGUCUCUGACCUUGGCCCGCUGCCGCUGCCGAACGCGACGAGACGCGGCAGUCGCGCCUCCGUCAGCAGUGCGCCGACGCGCACGGCCUCACCUGGCCUGCAGGCCGGCCGGCCCGGCCAGACCAGCAGCGAGCUUGGCAGCGACAUGGACGAUGCUGGCACGGAGGAGAAGGCCAAGGACCUUGCUGCUCGCUGCUGGGCCGAAGACGAGGGCACAGUCAAGAAGGAGAAGAUUGCAGAGUCUCUUGGCGGCCUGGGGCGAAUGCGGCAGCUGGCGCGCACGCACUACAUGGCCAACUUUGACUUUACCGGCCUGCGCAUCGACAGCGCCUUCCGCAAGCUGUGCGACAAGCUCUUUCUGCGCGCCGAGACGCAGCAAGUGGACCGCAUCCUGCAUGCGUUCAGCGAGCGCUUCUGGGCGUGCAACCCGACGUCGCUGUACAGCAGCGCCGACGUGGUGCACUCGCUCGUCUUCUCCCUCCUGCUGCUCAACACCGACCUGCACGUCGCGGACAUUGCAGACCGCAUGACGCGCAAUCAGUUCGUGCGCAACACGCUCUCGGCCAUCGUCGACCAGCACGGCGCGACUGCGCGGCCCAGCACCGCCGCAGAUGACUCGCAGAGCAGCUUCAGCGUGCGCCUCGACGGCGCCGAGACGAAGGACACUUCGUCGACUCUCGCGGCACCCUCAUCGUUGCGGCGCCGAGGAUCACGCGCUGGCAGCGUGGCGUCUUCGCACGGCGCGAGCACGCCGGGCGCCAGCACGACGAACCUCGUCAGCUCGCCCAUGAGCGCUGGGCCAUCCGGCAUGGCCCGCGACCGAGCCAUGCGCGCGACGAGCUCGAGCAGCGACGGCGCGGUCCGCCCGCAUUCGCGCGCGUGGGAGGUGGAGCUCGAGGGGCUGCUCAAAGAAAUCUACGCUGCGGUCAAGACCGACCAGAUCCGCCUGCCCGUCGGCGACGCGCCCGAGACGGUCAACGCGCUGCUGGCCGGCUCGCAGCGCCGCAUGCCCAAGAGCGGCAACACGCUCUCCGUCGGCUCGGACCGCGUCAAUGUGCUGAAGCGCGGCAGCAUCCGCGGCAUCCAGGGCCUGCUGGGCAGCGCUGGCACGAUGCGCAGCGACGAGAACCUCAGUCUGACGCCGAGCUCCAUCGGCUCGCGCUCGUACGGCGGCGACAGCUGGCUGGGCGGCCAGACGCCCUCCAGCUCGGCGCUCAGCUCGCCGUCGAGCCAGAUGGCGCCUCUGACGCUCGGCUUUGCCAACACCCUCUCCCACUCGAUCAUCAAGGAGACGCAAGACGAGAACGACGACAAUGCAAGCCUGCGCUCCGUGCCCGAGAUCGGCGACGAGGAGCUGGCGCUCAUGGGCUCGCCGUGGGCAAAGGAGGGCGUGCUGACGCGCAAGCACUACUGGGAGGGCCCGCAGAAGCGCGCGCGCGACAAGAACUGGACGCAGCUCUUCGUCGUCGUGCAGAAGGGCCAGCUGUCGAUGUUCCGCUUCGGCGACACGUCCUCGUCGUCGACGGUGGGCCGCAGCACUGCUGCCGUCGGCGGCGGCAACUGGCUCAGCAACGCCACGGCGCUCGGCAACAUCUCGCUGGCGCACACGCUGGCCAACGCGCUGCCGCCGCCGGGCUACAAUCGAGCGCGCCCGCACGUCUUUGCCCUCACGCUCGCCAACGGCGCCGUCUUCUUCUUCCAGGCCGGCCACGAGGAGCUGGUGCAGGAGUGGGUCUCGACGUGCAACUACUGGGCUGCGCGCUCGAGCCGCGAGCCCCUGGCUGGCGGCGUCAGCAACAUGGAGUACGGCUGGAACAAGGUCAUGCCUCGCAGCGUCUACGACGACGACGAUGAGGAGGAAGGCAUGACUGAGGAGCUCUCCGUCGACUCGCAGGCGGCCUCGGUGCGCUCGGCACCCGGCCCGCCCGACGCCAGCAUCUAUGCGCCGUCGAGCGCACGCAAGCUGAGCAUGGACACGCGCAGCAUCCGCAGCGGCCGCAGUGCACGCUCGAUGCGCAGCCGCACGCAGAACGCAUUCCGCGACUGGACCGACUCGCCGUCGCUGUCGACGCCCGGCGGCGGCACCGCAAGCAGCGCCAGCGUGUACAGCACGCCGACGUCGCGUGCCGGCGGCGCCUCGAGCGUGCUGAGCACCGGCGGCGGACAGGUGCACGCCAACGAGCGCAUGUACAUCAACGACUGGCGUGCGCCGAACCCGCCGACGACGGCGAGCACGCUCAAGGAGGAGGAGCAGCUCGAGGCCGUGGCGCGCCACAUCGUGCGCAUCGAGGCCGAGCUCGAGGAGCACAACACGCUGCGCCAGCCCAUGCUGCUGCUCUACUCGCCGCGCGGCUCGAAUCGCGUGCGUGCCGAGGCCAACUGGACGGCCAAGUCGAGCCAUCUCCUCGGCGAGCUGACCAAGUGGAACGUGUACGCCGAGUCUCUGCGCUCGGCGGCCAAAUUGCGCGCAGACAAGGCCGCAGAGCGAGAAGUCGAGCAGGCACUCGUGCGCGCUGACCGCGAGAUGUCGCACCUCGAGGGCUGGCUGCUAGCGUUGCUGCUGCUGCCCAUCCGUCUGCUGCUCGCGCCGCUGCGCCUCGCAGCGCGCCUCGUCUCCUCGACGCUGAGCCGCAGCGACAAGGCCGAGUCGUACACGCACUUCAGCCAUUUGGCGCUCAACGUGCUCCCGCCGCAGACACAGUGGCUCAACAUGGGCUGGUGGCUUCCCACGGCCGAGGGGCGUGAGCCUACCUUCCCCGAAGCAUGCGCAGCGCUCGCACGACACCUCUACGAGCGCGCGCUGCCCUCUCCUGCGCCCAAGGGCUUGCGCAUCCUCGACGUCGGCCACGGCGCCGGCGAGUCGCUGCGGCUCAUUGCUGCCGAGCUGAAGCCUGCCACGCUGCACGGCGUCACAUCUCUGCCUGCGCAUGCCCGCGUGGCAAGAGAGCGUUGCCCCAGCGCGACCGUCUUCUGCACCGACGCCACGGGCUUUCUGCGCUCCUCGGACGCGGACACGUACGAUGUCAUCUUCGCGCUCGACUGCGCCUAUCACUUUCCCAGCCGCGCAGAGUUCCUAGAGGCGGCUGCUGCGCGCCUCGCGCCCGGCGGCGUGCUGGCGCUGAUUGAUCUCUGCGCCGCCUCGCCGCUGCCCGAUGCGAGCACUUUGCAGCUCAACUUCAAGUACACGCCCUCUUCGCUGCCUCGUCCGCCGCCGAGCACGCUGCGCUCCUAUCUCAAGCUGCGCCGCACAUGCCUGCUGGCCGGCGUGCCCUUCGUCAACAUGGUCUCUGCGGCGAGCUAUGCCUCUGACCUAGCCGCUGCCGGUCUCACGCAGGCGCACAUCGAGGACAUCUCGCACGCCAUGUGGCCUGGCUUCUCGCGCUUUCUGCGCGGCAUCGGGCGCGGUCAAGAGUCGGCCUGGAGAGGCGGCAGCCACGCCAGCUGGUGGGGCCUGCGUGCCUUUGGCAGCGUCGUCGAGACGUGGGCCGAGGGAAAGGGCGUGCGCUGCAUCUGCGUCACGGCCACACGUCCGCCUGCGUGA
Tilletiopsis washingtonensis is the source of this 6384-nucleotide messenger RNA. RefSeq lists its product as hypothetical. The coding region runs from base 1 to 6384 and encodes 2127 amino acids. The transcript is spliced from 4 exons. NCBI's taxonomy places the organism in Eukaryota, Fungi, Basidiomycota, Exobasidiomycetes, Entylomatales. Gene Ontology annotation, biological process: regulation of ARF protein signal transduction. The record is from RefSeq and is a predicted model, not a curated record. Gene Ontology annotation, molecular function: guanyl-nucleotide exchange factor activity.